AUGAUUUCCAAAGUAGUUUUUCAAUCUGCUGUCUUGGCAGCGUCCAUCUCGUUUAUCACUGCCGCAUCUGCAUCCCCACAGGCGAAAAUCAGUAAUGCCAAACCAGAGGCUAUCGUUAUACCCUCCGCUGUUCGCGGACCAGUUCCAGUCGUACAAACAGUAUCUGCGGAAAUCAACAAUGUCGCCGUCAAUUCUAAUACUUCAGCUAUAACCUCUAACGUGACCACUCCAGCUGCCGUCGUCGCUGCAACAACAGUGAAGAGUACUGUUUUGAUACUCGCUCGAGAUACUGCAUCUUCAUACUCUGGAUAUUCUGGUCUUAAUGGCUACGCCAUUCCAUAUCAAGUUGUUGUCGUCCCUCAGGCUGGCGUCACUCUCCCCAAUCUGAACAGCAGUGCGACUUCUGGCAAUUAUGGAGCCAUCGUUAUCUUGUCAGAAGUCAGUUACGACUAUGGAGGCACACUGGGCUUCCAGAGUGCUCUGACUUCAGCGCAACUAGCUACUCUCUACCAGUAUCAAAACACGUUCGGUGUACGGAUGGUUCGCUUGGAUGUUUUCCCAUCUGCAGAUUCUGGGACAACAGCUCUUGGUGACUGUUGUGGCGAUGGGGUGGAGCAGCUUUUGAGCAUAUCUGAUACAACUAAAUUUCCUACUUCUGGUUUGAAGACUGGAGCAGGAGUGAGCACCCAAGGGCUCUAUCAUUACCCGGCAACUAUUACCAACUCCAGUAUUGCUACUGAGUUUAUUCAGUUUGCUCCGGCUGCUGGUUUUAGCACAACAUCUACAGCUGGGGUCAUCAACAAUAUUGGUGGCCGACAACAAAUGGUGUUCUUUAUCGGUUUUGCAACAGACUGGUCCGCUACGUCCAACCUGCUCCAACACGCAUGGAUUCAUUGGGCUACGCGAGGCUUAUACACCGGGUUCCGUCGUGUUAACCUCAAUACACAAGUUGAUGAUAUGUUCCUGGAAUCGGAUAUAUACAGCCCCAACGGUACCACAUUUCAAAUCACGCCUGCUGAUUUAGCCCAGCAUGUCACCUGGAUGGCUACUGUCAACGCUAAGCUGAAUGCUGGGAGUAAUUACUUUGUCGAGGUUGGUCAUAAUGGUAAUGGCAACAUUGAGGUAAUUGACUUUGAUUGGAUUGGUUAUUCGAAAAAUACUCACGUGACUCUAGGAUUCCAUUGUUGGCACUUAGAAUGCGGAAGUGGCCCAAUCGAAUACGGGGAUCAGAUAGACACGCCCCUCGAGUUUCAAAAGCCACUUGGCACAGGGACAAAUCUAUGGCCAGCAAAUGCACUUUUGUAUCCAUAUACCACUGUCUGCACUAACCUUGACGCGCUUAAGAUAUGGUGGGCAACCCCCGCAAACCGCGAUGUCUUUGCGCACGUUUCCCACACUUUCACCCACGAAGAUGAAAACAAUGCUACAUACUACGAUGUCACUCGGGAAAUUUCUUGGAAUGCCGCUUGGCUCUCACAAGUCGGCAUUGCAUCAGCUUCUAAGUUCAGCCCCAAAGGUAUAAUCCCUCCAGCCAUUACUGGUUUACAUAACGGCGAUGCUCUUAGAGCAUGGAAGGAUAAUGGGAUUGUUAAUGUUGUGGGAGACAAUACUCGCCCUGCUUUAUUAAACACUCAAAAUGAGCAUUGGCCACUAAUCACAACUGUUACUGCAAAUGGAUAUGACGGAAUACAGAUCACUCCACGUUGGGCUACCAACAUUUACUAUAAUUGUAAUCUUCCUGAUUGUACCGUUCUCGAAUGGAUCAACACAUCUGCAGGCAAGGGAGAUUGGUACGCCUUGUUGGCAGUUGAAAAGAACACAAAUACGCGCCAUCUCCUCGGGCUCCACCAUGACCCUUUCAUGUUCCACCAAGCCAACCUGAAUUACCAGACAGCUAGCGAGACCGUUAUUAACGGAGUCAGCACAAAGUAUUCCAUGCUACAAGCAUGGGUUGAAACCGUGGUACAGGAGAUGAUUAGAGUUGUCAACUGGCCUAUCAUCUCAUUGAAGCACGACGACGUGAGUAACCUCCGCUUGCCAUUGCAUGGACAUAUACUGACACCACGUCCGCAGAUUGCAACGGCGUUCGCCAGCCGCAUGGCGCGGGAUGCCUGCGGUGCCAGCCUCGCGUUCAACGUGGACCCAACCGCCCAAACCAUCACAGGUGUAACACUUACAACGACCGGUAACACGUGUUCGACGACGAUCCCCGUGACCGUCCCAGGAGCCGUGACGAGCACCCAAGGGUUCAGGACCGAGCAGAUUGGCUCCGAUCCUCUUACCAUCUGGGUACAGAUGUCGGGUCUUCCAGUCACGUUCACCCUAUCUACACCGAUUUCUCUUUAA
Messenger RNA from Lachnellula hyalina, 2346 nucleotides. RefSeq lists its product as uncharacterized. The record is from RefSeq and is a predicted model, not a curated record. The coding region runs from base 1 to 2346 and encodes 781 amino acids. The transcript is spliced from 9 exons. NCBI's taxonomy places the organism in Eukaryota, Fungi, Ascomycota, Leotiomycetes, Helotiales, Lachnaceae.